CCACCGACACACAAUUAGUUGCGCCCGAAAUUCUUAAUAUCGCGAACUUUUUCUUCCGCGACAAACGUAGAAAGAUACGCAGAGUACCAGCAACCAUACCCUUUUGCGUCCUUCUUUCCUCCAAAUCUAAACAAAAUGGCCCCCCCUCAGACCAAGAAGACUGGCAAGUCCAGCAAGACGACCAAGAAGUUCGUCAUCAACGCCUCGCAGCCCGUUAACGACAAGAUCUUCGACAUCUCGGCCUUCGAGAAGUUCCUGAACGAGAAGAUCAAGAUCGACGGUCGCGUUGGCCAGCUCGGCGACACCAUUGUCAUCUCCCAAGUCCCCGAUGGCAAGAUUGAGAUCGUUGCUCACAACGAGCUCUCUGGCCGCUAUCUCAAGUACCUGACCAAGAAGUUCCUCAAGAAGCAGCAGCUUCGUGACUGGCUUCGCGUCGUUUCCACCUCCAAGGGUGUUUACGAGCUCAAGUUCUUCAACGUCGUUAACGACGCUGAUGACGAGGACGACGAGUAGACGAUUUUUAUGCGCCACGACAUUUUUUAGGACUGCUGUCUUUGACAAGGGAAUUAUAAAACUGGGGUGGAUUAGAUACCAGGCAAUUCCGGGCUUGAAUGCUCCAGGACAUUGUCACAGUCAAUGAAAGAGGCCAUAAAGUUUGCUCUCGCAACUGUCUUUUCCCUGUAACAUUUAUUGUUGUGAAUUUGUGCCAUUUGAUUCGGCCGGGUCAGAGAUGUCUCGGGCCCGUUGUUAUGCUGGGGCUUGGCCGAGUUGAUGUUACAGUCUAAGGUCUAUUAGUUACACUAGUUCUCCCAUUUCAAGGCAAGGAUCUCAUAACACCCUCAAAUGCCACCAGUGCCAUAGCGUUGGCUGGAAAGGCUCGUAAAAAGCAAGGCAAGAAACCUCUCCAGUAACCCAUGGG
Messenger RNA from Pyricularia oryzae 70-15, 919 nucleotides. RefSeq names its product 60S ribosomal protein L22. Lineage: Eukaryota; Fungi; Ascomycota; Sordariomycetes; Magnaporthales; Pyriculariaceae. Bases 136 to 513 code for a protein of 125 amino acids. Gene Ontology annotation, molecular function: structural constituent of ribosome; RNA binding. The transcript is spliced from 4 exons. The record is from RefSeq and is a predicted model, not a curated record. Gene Ontology annotation, biological process: cytoplasmic translation. Gene Ontology annotation, cellular component: ribosome.